ACCCAUUUUCCCUUUGGCUACAACGACAUGCCGUCAGUUUUCCAAUUCCUCGGCUGACCGGUGACUGUGAGCACACACCAGCCAUCGCCUCCCCACCUCCACAGCGUUAAUCCUCAAUCCUUUCCACCCGCACCCUUCAACCUUGAAAGCACCUUACCCAAAAAAAUCCAUGGCUGCCAAGAUCACCUCAUGCUUUGCUUUCAAGGAAGCGCUGAUCCUGCCCACGCUAAACCCCAAGCUGUUCGCACCCGUGCUCCUCCUCUUUGCCGUCACCGCCUUCCUUGACUCCUUGGAAGAUGUCGUGUUCGUCCAGCCUCUCGUCGACGACAUGGGCAGCCGUCUCAUCACGGUCAACAGCACCGACCCCUUGGGCGCCGAGUACACCAAGCUCACGGAGGAGACAGAGCCAGGCGGUACAGAGCUCCUCCUCAUCGCCGUCUCCGAGGUGAUCGUCGCCCUGGCGGUCGGCUUCGUCAAGAAGAUCCUCGCCCUCUUCGCGGCCUCCACGACCUACUCCGGUGGCCGCUACUCGCUAGCAGCGCUCCUGCGUGAGCUGGUCAACGGGAGGAUAAGCCUGAAGGGUCCUUCCAUCACCAUCGCCGUCGUCGACGCGUUUGACUUCGCAUCGGCGGUCCUGGCCGCGCUGAUUCCCACUCCCGCCCUGAUGGGCGGGCUCUCGAGGGUGCUCUCCGUCCAGGGUCUCGUCUCCCACCUCGCGAACCACGUCUCCCUCUGCUUCACCGUCGUCGCGCUGGUGGGCGUCGCCGUGUCGGCGGUCGACCGGAGGUGCCGCGGCAUGCGCGCGCUCCGGCAGGCGUGGCGGCUCGUGACGCGUGUGAGGAAGAAGCAGGGAUUCGUGCUGGUGCUCGUGGCAUACCUCGGGCCUACCGUUGUGGCUCCGCUGCACGGGUUCGCUCUUGGGUAUGCCAAGAGGAGCACGGCGGAGUGCUUGUGCUUGCUGGCGGUGCAUGCUCUUCUGUCUGGCGCACAGGAGCUCUUCUCCUUGGCGGCGGCCACGGUGUACUACUACCAAGCCAUGGAGAGCAAGGAGGUGAUCGAUGCCUUGUGGUUAUGCUAAGAUAGUAAGACUCCUUCCGGGGAAGGAAAUGCAACUCACGGCACAAACCGCGCCACAACACAUUCGCUCCACGUCCUCAUUUCAUGCACCACAUUCGCUAUGCCCGCGAGCGGUAAUGUGUUGUAGGAGAGCCUCUCGAUGGAGUAGAAGCACAAGGUGUCCGCCCUUGCGGCCAGUUGGCAGCGCCGCCGUGCGAUUGCGCUAAAUCAGGAACAAAUGGGGCCACAACGAGAAGCAAUUGGUUUGUCUCGCUA
This is a messenger RNA of Aegilops tauschii subsp. strangulata, 1332 nucleotides long. RefSeq lists its product as uncharacterized. The record is from RefSeq and is a predicted model, not a curated record. NCBI's taxonomy places the organism in Eukaryota, Viridiplantae, Streptophyta, Magnoliopsida, Poales, Poaceae.